Molecule: messenger RNA, 7675 nt
Organism: Megalobrama amblycephala (Wuchang bream)
Lineage: Eukaryota; Metazoa; Chordata; Actinopteri; Cypriniformes; Xenocyprididae
Gene: itgb4
Product: integrin, beta 4
Exons: 45
Coding region: 752-6715 (1987 amino acids)
Biological process (GO): integrin-mediated signaling pathway; cell communication; cell adhesion mediated by integrin
Cellular component (GO): cell surface; membrane; focal adhesion
Molecular function (GO): integrin binding
Source: RefSeq, a predicted model, not a curated record
CGUUUUCAUUUGUCCAGGCUGAUUACAAAUAACAAAAGAAAGUAAUAAAUUCAGAGUGAAUCUUUUGUCAUGUAAAUGAUGGGGCCGUUUGCCUCGCGCUUGCCAAAAAUGUGCGUAAUGCAGUCCAGGGCGUUUGCAAGUGCAAGGAAAUGUGAAUUUAUAAAAGCAUGAAUGUUUAUGAUACAUAUUUGAGCUGACUCGGAACGCGCCAAUGAUGCCCACAGAUGUUUUCUAGGAGCUCGAUGAGUUUUGACUGAGCGGAGUAGCUACUCUUUGAAGAGGGGAGGAGCUCUGACCUGUCAUUCUCAAGUCCACACAGGUGAGGGUGCCGCUAAAGGAAUGUGCAGAGAGCAAGUGAGCAAAGAACAGAGGGAAAGGUGGAGCGAGCUUGUUACCUCACAAAGCCAGCGAAAGAAAGGAAGGGUGUUGCCUUCAACCCACCUGAACAACUUGAGCAAGAGAGGAGGGACCAGACACACAUUCACUCUUAAACACGAGUCGUAUCUGGGGGAACAUUCAGUCGAUUCUGCACAGCACAAAGUGGGAUAGGUGGGGGACUUUUUCCUGCAAGCACAAGAAGAUCGCCUGUUGCUUGGAUUUGUGAAGACGCAGGUGGAAAAGAGGUUCUUUUCCCUCUUUGGUUAAUCAUUGGACAACAGGGAGAGAAUUAAGGAUUUUCUUUUAGAGAAUUUUGCUGUUUCUUUGUGGACUCUGAGACUUGGAUUGGGAAACAACAAACUAAGAGACUGAAAUGGGAGGAUGGGCGCUGCGUCUCGCUGUGGGGAUCUACGUUCUCAUGCUCGCUGUGACAGCCGGCCAUGCUAAUGAGGUGAACCACUGUUCCGCUGCCAGGGCCAAAACCUGCUCAGAAUGUAUCCAGAUUGGCAAAGGAUGUGCAUACUGCCCCGAUGAGAUCUUCGAGUAUGAGCGUUGUGACCUGAAGGAAAACUUGGAGGCCCUUAAAUGUAGUCGGAUGGUAACAAUUGAGAGCUCCAGGAAAAUUGAACAGAACGUGCAAAUCAAUCAGGCACUAAAGUACUCUCAGGUGGCCCCUCAGCUAAUGCACAUGACACUUCUCCCCGGGGAAGAGAAGGAGGUGGAGAUGGAAGUGUUUGAACCAGCCCGUGGCCCUCUGGACCUCUACAUCCUCAUGGACUUCUCUAACUCUAUGUCUGACGAUUUGGACAACUUGAAGAAAAUGGGAAAAGAGCUGGCUGAUCUUGUUGGCGAUCUCUCUGAUGAUUACACCAUCGGAUUUGGCAAGUUUGUGGACAAAGUCACUGAGCCUCAGACAGACAUGAGGCCAGCCAAAUUAGCUGAGCCGUGGUCCAACAGUGACCCUCCGUUUUCAUUCCGUAACGUCAUCACUCUCACCAACGACACCAACUCCUUCAGACAGAAGCUCCAGCGAGAGCGCAUAUCAGGAAACCUGGACGCCCCUGAGGGGGGUUUUGAUGCCAUCUUACAGACUGCUGUCUGCCAGGAACAGAUUGGCUGGAGGCAACACAGCACUCACUUGCUUGUCUUCUCCACCGAAUCGGCUUUCCAUUAUGAGGCAGACGGUGCCAACGUGCUCGCGGGCAUCUUGGACCGUAACGAUGAGCAAUGCCAUCUGACUUCAGACGGAAAAUACACACAUGACGUUCGUCAAGACUACCCAUCUAUACCCACCCUAGUGCGACUUCUGGUGAAACAUAACAUCAUCCCAAUCUUCGCUAUUACCAACCACUCCUACUCAUACUAUGAGAAACUGCAUGAAUACUUCCCUAUUGCUGAGCUGGGACAGUUACAAGAAGAUUCCUCCAACAUCUUGAGCAUUUUAGGAAAAGCUUUUGAGAAUAUUCGUUCCAAGAUCAGUAUCCGUGCAGAGGACAGACCAAAGGCGGUGGAAGCCAAAGUUCUCUCUCAGUCCGGCACUUUUUCUGAAUUUGGCAAUUUCAAAAUCACACCAGGAGAAAUUGGUAAAUUUAGAGUCCGUCUGAAGGCUCUUACUCAGGUGGGAGAGGAUCAUGUGUGUAAGGCCAGCCAGGCUGAUCGGGAGGGAACCUUGAGAGUUAAACCCACCACCUUUAACUCCGCCCUCAGAAUCAAUGCUGAAGUGCUCUGUCAUACAUGUGACUGUGAAAAGACCCCGGUUAAAAAUGCGGUGCGCUGUAAUGGCCAUGGAGAUCUUGUCUGUGGGAAAUGCCAGUGUUCUGAAGGAUGGCAAGGCCCUUUCUGUAACUGUUCAACAGGGGUCUCCACAGACUCUGCCAUGUGCAUCGAACCUGGGAAGUCAGAGCCUUGCUCGGGCAGAGGAGACUGCAUGUGUGGGACCUGUGUGUGCUAUAACCCAAACCAGUUUGAAGGGCCAUUCUGCCAGUUUGACAAAUCUCAGUGUCAGAGAUUUGGUGGAUUUCUCUGUAAUGAGCGUGGAAGCUGCAGUAUGGGCAGAUGUGUGUGUACACCAGACUGGUCUGGAGAUGCCUGUGAAUGUCCCAUCAGCAACGACUCUUGUCGAGACAGCAAAGGGGGCAUCUGCAAUGAGCGUGGUGUUUGUAAAUGUGGCCGUUGUGAGUGUGAACACUCUGGACUUCCACUGAGCCCGACUUGUGAAGCGAACUUCCAGCAACAACUGGGCAUGUGUGAAUCCAAGAGGAGCUGCGUUCAAUGCCAGGCCUGGAACACCGGUGAGAGAAAAGGACGGAAAUGCGAUGAGUGCCCCUUUAAAAUCGUUAUGGUGGAAGAGCUUGAAGAAGAAGAUAAAAACGUGAUAGAGGCGUGCAGUUUUCGUGAUGAAGAUGACGACUGCACUUAUCACUACACUGUGAAUUAUCCAUCAAACAUCACAGACAAAGAACACAGAGUCCUAGUGAAGAAAAAGAAAGACUGUCCACCUGCAGGUUUCCUGUGGUUGAUUCCUCUCAUUAUGUUUCUGAUGCUAUUGCUUGGUUUGCUUUUACUCUGCUGCUGGAAAUACUGCUCCUGCUGCCAGGCCUGUCUUGCUCUUCUCCCAUGCUGUGGCAGAGGUCGUAUGGUGGGAUUCAAAGAAGACCACUACAUGCUACGUCAGUCUCUGUUGACCUCCGAUCAUUUGGACACCCCGAUGGUGCGCACCGGCCCUCCCAAGAGCACAGACAUUGUGCGCUGGAAAGUGACGGACAAUGUUCAUCGAGGACCAAACCACCCCCAGAACCAAAUCAAACCCAACCCCAAUGAGACCAAAGACAGAAGUCAUACAGGUUUAGAAUUACAUGAGGUCCAGUACCCUGUCUCUCUUCGUCUAAACCGCCAAUAUUCCGAAACUCUUUCCCACCUUGAGUCUCGGGACACAGACGUGCUCAGACGAGAAGUAGAGGACAACCUCAAUGACGUGUUCCUGCAGAUCCCUGGCGCACAGAGAGUGCAAAAGACUCGCUUCAGGACACAAAGAAAUUCUGGAAAGAGACAGAACAACACAAUUGUGGACACAGUUUUAACCGCCCCACGGGCCAGUUACCCAGAUAUUGUGAAACUGACUGAUAAACAGGUUCAAGCUGGAAACUUCCGGGACCUGAAGGUGGUUCCAGGCUACUACACCGUAGCUAAUGACAGAGAAGCGGCAGGUGCUGUGGAGUUUCAGGAGGGCGUGGAGUCAGUGGAUGUCCGGGUUCCCCUCUUCAUCAAAGAUGAGGAUGAUGAAAAGAAAGAGCUGCUUGUGCAAGCCGUUGAUGUUCCAUUUGGAAUUGCGAAGAUUGGCAAAGAUCAUGUCAACAUUACAGUGAUUAAAGAACAUGCUAGGAGCAUCUUUACCUUCCUGCAGCCGUCAUACACCUACAGUCGUCAAGAUGGUGUGGCGAACAUCCCGAUCAGUCGUGAGAUCAUUGAGGAUGGACGGACACAGGUCACAUACUGCACCCGUGACCUCACUGCCAAAGACAAGAAGGACUAUAUCUCAGUCGAUGGAGACAUGAGUUAUGGACCAGGGGAAACGCAGAAGACCGUCCCAGUGAAACUCUUGGAACUUGGGGAAGGAGACGGUCUGCUGGAGGACAAACAGGUCAAACAGUUUGUGAUGGAUCUGAGUAACCCACGGCAAGGUGCUAAACUGGGCCGUUACCCACGCACCACCAUCACCAUCGCCGAUAAACCAGAACCCAGUGUCGUGAUGUUUAAGAAGGGUACUCAAACUUACAAUACAGCCGACCCGCUUUACUCCAUCCCUGUGGUACGCACUCGAAACCAGGAGGGUCCGGCCACUGUUUACUGGCGCACAAACAAAGCCUCACGCUUCGACAUUUCCAGUCCUCUCAAAUUUGCUCCUGGCGAGAUGGAAAAGAAUGUUGUCAUCGAUCCUCGUGCGUAUCCAUCUCCCAUCACACCAGAGACCUUUCAACUGGAACUAUUCGACCCAAGUAACAAUGCAAUCGUUGGAGAGAGGAAGACUACGCUGGUGAACGUCAUCGAUGGUAGAGGGGAUGGUAAAAUCCAGGAUUUCCCGCAAAUGGAAAUGGCUAAUCAGGUAGCUCUAUCUCCUGGAGGACGCCUUUACUCCCCAACCAACAUCAAAGCUAUCGCUACCGGCGCUAAAAACAUACGUCUGAACUGGAACCCCUCUACAAAGGCCAUUGGUUACAAGGUGAAGUACUGGAUAUAUGGAGAUCCUGAGGCCGAUGCUCAGGUCCUGGAUGUGAAGACUCCUCAAGCCGAGCUGACCAAUCUUUACCCAUACUGCGAUUACGAGAUGCGCGUAUGUGGCUGCAAUGCACUUGGAGAUGGCAAUUACAGCGAUAUCAUCCAAUGCCAGACUCUAGAGGAUGUACCUGGUGAACCUGGUCGCUUGGCUUUCAAUGUCAUCAGCCCCACUGUCACUCAGGUCAGCUGGGCAGAGCCAGCAGAGACGAAUGGUGUCAUCACUUCCUAUGAGGUCAUCUACAUACCCAUUGACGAGGGCAAGAAGCCGACAGGAGCUUCUAAGAAGGUGAUGAUUGACAACCCUAAAAAGCGUAUGCUGCUCAUCGAGAACCUGCAGCCCUCUCAGACUUAUUGUUACAAAGUGCGUGCUCGUAAUAAGGUGGGCUGGGGCCCGUACAGAGAAGCCACAAUCAACCUGGCAACACAGCCUACCAGACCCAUGUCAAUCCCCAUCAUUCCCGACAUUCCCAUUGUGGAUGCAGAAGCUGGUGAUGAAUAUGACAGCUAUCUGAUGUACAGUAACGAAGUACUACGAUCCCCAACAAGUAGCCAGAGGCCUAGCGUCACAGAUCUGACCGAAGGCUCACGCUGGAAGCAUGUCCAGCUAGUCGGUUCGGACCUGGAUCUCCGUAAAGUGUCCUGGAAACUGCCUGCUGACAUCAUCCCCUGCCGCCUGAGCCCAGACACAGAUGCCAGCGAUAGUCAUGCACAGACCCUGCCACAAGAUCAAUUUGUAAAUGGAAAGUGGGACCAGAAUUUCCUGUUCCCAGGAGGAAGCAGCUCCCUCUCCCGCAACGUCAGCUCCUCCUCAUCCACGUACAGCCAUUCCACCCCACGCACCGCUGCGACCAAUCACAGCAGCACCACAACGUACAUUUCCGGCAAAGGGGGCUCAACUACACAUAGAUAUGAUGUUAGAGACGGCGGGCUUCUCACAGAGGAAGUGACCCUGAGGAAGCGAUCUGAGAACAGGCAUUACACUGAAGGUGAUGGUGUGAGGGAUUCUAUCGUCAUGGGAAACCUGUCUGGAGGAUUUUUGGACAACUUAGGGGUCUCUAGCUUCAGCACAACUACCAGCUACAGCUUGAGCUCCAGAGCUCGUACUCAGUCUGAAGAUAUCAACGAUGCACUGCAGAACCUGGAUAGUGUUCUUCAGGAUUCUCGCUUCAACCCUGGUGUUCCUGAGACUCCCAGCAGACUGGUGUUCUCUGCCCUGGGGCCCACAGCCCUGAAAGUGAGCUGGCAGGAGCCCAACUGUGAGACUGAUGUACUGGGCUACUGCGUCCUUUACCAGCUAAUCAAUGGAGGUGAGGUAAAGCGUAUCGAAGUGAACAAUCCCGCUCAGAACUCUGUGGUGGUUCAGGAUCUCCUGCCCAACCAAUCCUACAUCUUCAAAGUGAAGGCCCAGAGUCGGGAGGGCUGGGGUCCUGAGAGAGAGGGAGUCAUUACCAUUGAGUCUGCCGUCGACCCCAAAAGUCCACUGAGCCCAAUGCCAGGGUCUCCGUUCACUCUCAGCACUCCCAGCGCUCCAGGACCUUUGAUCUUCUCAGCUUUGAGUCCAGACACGCUGCAGCUGAGCUGGGAGAAACCCCGCAAACCCAACGGGGACAUCCUGGGCUACGUGGUUACCUGCGAACAGCUGCACGGUGGAGGAGAUCUUCGCUCCUUCCAGGUGAAUAGCAACGCAGCGACUUCUUUGACUGUGUCUGACCUGAAAGAAAACAUGCCGUACAAAUUCAAAGUUCAAGCCCAAACCACGCAAGGCUUUGGACCGGAGCGAGAGGGCAUCAUCACCAUCGAAUCCCAAGAUGGAGGCUCCAUGUCACAGUACAGCAGUCAGUCAGUCACAAAGAGAGAGGUGUUUAACCUACCAACAGAGAUUUCUUCACACACCAUGUUCUCAGAACCCUUCGUGUCUUCAGAUGGUAUGAUGAUGAUGUCGAGCAGGCAGGUCACAGAGUCGGGAGGCACGGUCACACGGCAGGUGGAGAUGGUGCAGAGGGGAGUCGUGUCCAGCAGCACCGUCACAAAGAGGCUGGAGAGGCAGUACUUUGAGGCCUAAUAGAACUUCCUUUUACCUUCAGCAGAAUGUAUAUAUACGCUCAAGCGAAACUAAAUUAACUAGAGAAGGUCACCGACCAAUGUGCACAACAUAUGUUUUUUAUGUGAGGAGGGGAACAGCUGAGCUCUUGGAUUCCUUGGAUUAUUGCUCAUAAAGACCAAAGUCUUCAAGCCUUGAUAUUUUGUUGAAUGUAAAGACUUAAAACCUUUUAGUGUUAUCGCUUCCAAACAGGUAUUUGGUAAAACUUUUGGCACCAAACCAUGUUUCCCAAAGUGUUUGUGAGAAAUGUGUUUGAUGUAUGCGCCAUGGGAUACAGUUAGAGAUCUUCUGUUGCUUAUUUGAGCUUGAUUGUGUUCAUUUUGACAAGGUUUGUGUUUAGCAGAUUUCAUAUCAUGAUGUUGCUUUCAAGUUUCAAGUUGUAUCAAAUUUUUCAAGCAUAUAUGUUUUCUAAAUGUAUUUUUCACAUCAAAUAUGCCAUGUCUUUUGAUUUAGAGUCUACACUUUAACUCAUUAGUAUUUUUCCUCCUAAAUCAAAUUGUACUUGUUAAGGGUUGCAUAAAAUGUUGCAACACAAGCGCAAGCAUAUGGACUCGAUUCUUAGGAUUGUAAAUAUGUUACUGAGGUUUGUUUUUUAUUGCCUGGUUGCAAGAUGUGCUGUUGCAACUUCAGGCCUGCGGCUGUAUUUUAGAUGACAUAUAAAGUCUGCCAGGUUACUACACUACUGGCAAUUUGGAAAAGAUUACCAACCUCACACCUAUGUACACUUAAAUUACAUUUUUACUGCCUUUAAUAAUCUGUAUGGUACUUUUGACUUAGGGGAAAAAAAUAUUUUUUUAGAUUUUUAUACUAAAAUUGCAUUUUACCAUCGUAUUCAAGCCGUAGUAUGUAGUAUGCAAAACUUCUCACUGCAUAUCAGUUCACCGCACUUAAUGAAACAAUAAAUCAUUCUACCACAGUCGA